GCUCGAAGGCAGGCGGUCACGGUUAUUCAGGAUGGACGAGCAGGACAGACUAAGCCAAGCAUCCAGCGUGGCCACCAUCUCCUACUUCCCUGUCAUAAGGGAGAGCGAUGGAAAGGUGCAAGCAUUUGGGAAAAGAUGCCAGUCGGCCAAAAGAGACCCCAACUGUCUUGUGGUCAUCAGAGGAUGGCUCAAUAAAAAAGACAGCACUGGUUUGAAAUUAUGGAAGAGAAGAUGGUUUGUCCUCUCCAACUACUGCUUGUUCUAUUAUAAAGACAGCAGAGAAGAAUCGGUGUUGGGCAGCAUUCCGCUCCCGAGUUACAAAAUCCUAUUUUGCACGCCGCGAGAAUGCAAAAACAGGAAGUUCACGUUCAAGGUGGUGCACCAGGGAAUGCGCUCUUAUUAUUUCAGCGCAGACACUCAGGAGGACAUGUUGGGUUGGGUCCGGGCCCUCAGUCAAUCUGCUUGCAUGGAGACGGACAGUUCUAUGAGCAGACGCUGCUCAAGUUACCAAGAUUUCACUCAGAUGGGUGGCAGCAGUGAAUCAAUGGACCUCCAAAAAUCUCCCUCAGAUGAAGAAGGCUUGUCCCAAAAUCCCAGACAUGUCAGCAGAACUCUGAGUGAACCGAGCCAGCUCAGCGGCGGGAGGAUUGGGACGUCCAGUGCAGAGCAGAGGGGAAGGAGGAGCGUACAUCAGAGGAACAGAAGCCCUUCAGCCAGAACUCCGAGCCCUUGGCGUCCAAACCGCGAGGGGGAUUCCCUUCCCUUCGGCGCGGACCACAUGGACGCACCGACGCAAGCGCAAAUCCUGGCAGGUUCCUCGGCCUCCAGAGGUCAGCUGGGGUCACGCCCUCACACGCCGGUGGGAAGGGUUGACAUUCGACCCCAGGAUGACUCCGUCAUGGUGCCGGACACGCUGCACUACACACCUGUCUCGCCUAAAACCGAGUCCAAGUCCAAUCCCGGCACUCCACUCCCAGAGAGGUGGCAGAAUGUAAACAAGCCUUCACCGACAUAUGGAUCCGUGCAUCAUGUUGGGCGAAGACCUCUGGGAAAGAGCUACUCUGCUGGGGCCCACACAGACUCAUUGCCCCCUUUACCCCCCUCAUCCAGAGCUGGACAUGCACAGCACCCGCCUAACCAUCACUUCCCUAACCGCAGUGUCCCCACAGUGCAUGUGCCUUCAAAGUCUGAAUCGACACCAGCAAUCAGGCCCAUUGAAAGUGAUGUUGAUGCUGUGCUCACGAGGUUGUGCGGCUGCGACAAGCUCCUGCAGUCUUUGUCCGUAGAACUGUCUCAUCUACAAAUGGAUAAGGACAGCGUGCAAUGUGCUUUGGAGGUGUUGAGGCUGCAGCUGGAGGACUGGGGUAGCCAGGGACUACGAGCCCAGGAGGAGGCCAUGACCCAGAAGGCCUUGCUGCAAGAAGAGCUGGUCACAACCCGGGCCAGAAUGUGCGACGUGUCGUUGGAAAUGGAGCGAGUGUGGAGUCAGUAUGAGAGAAUGGAAAGUGAACUUUCUGUUUUUCGCUCACACAUGCAGCACAUUUGCAACUUUGGGAUGCCGCAGGAGCAGUCCCAAGCCCAGAGAGAGUUAUGGAUGAUGGAGGACAUCCUCGCCGGAUUAAAGGUCAACAGGGAUCACUUCCGCUUCCUCCUGGGACUACAGAGACACCACAUGUUCGAGUCCUCAGGGCCUCAUCCUGGAUCUCCUGGUUCUCCCAAAGAGAUGCCACAUGGCCUGCCGUUAAACGUGGAAGAAGAACCACCCCUCCGUCCCCCUUUACCACAGGAGCUACAGCAACGCAUCCAGAGCAGGAACCAGGACCCAGGCUGGACAGAGUCACCUUAUGAGGGGAUCUACUUGCUCGCUGAUCACAUGAAAAGAAGAGACAAACGCCAACCUGACCUCCUUAAUGCAAAAGCACACAAGGACGCAUCUGCAUCUCAGUCGAGUGCUAAAUGGAUCACAGCAGACACAACAGCCCAGUCAACCAAGAAGAUGAAGAUGAGCGAGGAGGAGCAGAUGGAGAGGAUGAGGAGGAACCAGGAGAGGAUGACUAAUAGGAAGAAACCUCCUAUACCAUCAGCAGCUGCAAAGGGUCAAAGUUUGGAAACACAAGAGGCCCCUUUUCCUUUAAGGGUGACACGAGUCGUCGCCGCCGUGCUGCCGUCCUCCCUUGUGGCUCGGCGGGUUUCCGUGGAGGAUCCCCCGCCCGAGCUCGACACCCCGCUGCCUGAGCAGGUCUCACCUGAAGUCCAGGACCAAAAACACAAACCAUCCGUCAGGCGUCUUGUGAUGGAGCCUGCUGCUUCUAAAGAGGCGUCAAGGAUGCACGGCUGUGACAAAAGUACUAGCACUGAAAUCAAGGCGGACGAACGGGCCUCUGUCCUGCUGACCUCUGACAUUGAACCGGAUCCCUGUAAGAGCCCCGAGCAGCGCGAGGCCAAACUCAGGCGUGUGGAACGAAUACGGCAGCGAGUCAUGCAAAGUGCAGUCAGAGAGAGUGCCACAUCACCAAUCAAAGGAGAGGGACUUCUUCAUGACACACCUGGAACGCAAAGAGCCACAUCAGAUCAUGAAACUAACUGCCAUUCAAAGACCUUCAGAAGUUCCCUGAGCUAUGUGUCUGCAGAACUGACAUCUGAAGAUAAAGAUAAACAACAUCCAUUAAAGCCGGGGCGAAAAACACAGCACAAAAGUUACACGCACACCAAAACCAAACGGCCACCAUCGCCACAUCACAUCUCAACUAUGACGGUCUACCAGAAAGAUGGAAGCAAAGGUUUUGUGGGCUACCAGGAAGAUGAGCAGCAGGAGAAGAAUGAUGAUGAAGAAGGGAGUAUUGUAUCAUCUGAUCUAAGAUCCAAGUGGUUCCUCUCCACCAACCACCACCAUGAAUUCCUACCCUUGCAUAUCCAAGACAUCAGUUAUGAAGGGAUCCCAGGCAAAGAGGACCAACCUGUUUGUCUUGAUGAUGGCAACGUGAUGUCCUCCACGGUCAGUCAGAGCUUAGAGAAAAUGAAAGAAAACCACUCGCUCUUCUAUAAGAUCGCUUGCGACAUCAGCAUCUCAGACACGGACAUCACCAGGAACGAAUCCUGCAUAUCCCCUCACCUAGAAGACCAAGAGGAGCUGGUCAUCACGGAAUGUGAAGUUGGAAGAAGGUCUGACCAGGAGAGCAAGGACUUUGGCCAAGGGUUGCCAGAUGUAAACCAUCACUCAAACGGCCACAACAUAAAUGAUGCGCUCAAGCUGAGCAUUAAAGAAAGCAGACCUCAGGUCCAGGUCUCGGAAUGUGACCAAGAGGAGAACGGCGGGACCAAAGCGCCAGGCAAGAACAAGGGUGUCAGUCGGAGAGCCUCCUUCCAAAAUGCAAAGGUCACCGUUUUAAGGACCAGCUUGUAGAGAACAACCUUGGAUCAGAAAACUCGGAAUGCUAAAGUAUUGUAUCAAUUCAGCCUUCAAUCCACAUGGCAAUGACGUUAUGACUGCACUGCAACCAUAUUUUUGGGGAACAGGUUCCUUUUUGUUAACCGUGAUGUGACUAAAAACGAGACAACCCGCGCAUAACCAAUUCUACUACGACUUCAAAGAGACUCUGAUUUCUUGUGUGCGUUCGCCAUCGUCUUUCUGUGUUGAUGUGUAGCGCCGGACGACGGACUUUAUAUGCUUCUAUUUUCCUUCUUCUAUAGUACGCGUCCGGUGCCACUGUGUGUUUACAACACCACACGUAGGUGUGGCAUAUGUAUUACAUUGUUUUCUCCCGUCUGGACGGGAUCAUUACGUGAGUAUCGGACACAUAU
This is a messenger RNA of Nerophis lumbriciformis (worm pipefish), 3801 nucleotides long. RefSeq names its product pleckstrin homology domain containing A4 (gene plekha4). NCBI's taxonomy places the organism in Eukaryota, Metazoa, Chordata, Actinopteri, Syngnathiformes, Syngnathidae. The record is from RefSeq and is a predicted model, not a curated record.